Molecule: messenger RNA, 2245 nt
Organism: Vollenhovia emeryi
Lineage: Eukaryota; Metazoa; Arthropoda; Insecta; Hymenoptera; Formicidae
Exons: 2
Biological process (GO): DNA integration; proteolysis
Molecular function (GO): aspartic-type endopeptidase activity; nucleic acid binding
Source: RefSeq, a predicted model, not a curated record
AGCCUCUCCGCUCUCGGAGACGGUGCUCUUGGCUACGGCUCAGGUCGGAGCUUUAAGCUCGAGCAAGGAAAUAGUUAGGGUCCGAGCGUUGCUAGACCAAGGUUCGGAAGCCUCUUUCGUGUCCGAGUCAGCUGCCCAGCUGCUCAAGUUGCCGAGACGACCGGUGGAAGUCUCGUUGCGAGGAAUAAGUGGGAGUAAAGCUGGUGCUGCUCAUUCGGUUACGCGAUUAGUAUUGAGCUCGCUAGUUGAUCCGCGAUCCUCAAUCGAGAUUGAUGCUCUCGUUCUGCCGCGUCUCACGGCACCACUUCCCGCAUGCUCGCUGAAGGAGCACGCUUUGCCGAAACUUCAAGGACUGCCCUUGGCAGAUCCGCAGUUUACCAUCUCGAACCCGGUGGAUCUCAUCCUGGGGGCGGAUGUGUACGGACGAAUUCUGAAAUCAGGUGUGAAGCGCUGGCCUGCUUCGCGUCUUGUAGCACAGAACACCGCAUUCGGUUGGGUGGUUUCUGGCGCUAUUACAGCCGACCCGUCACGGCGGGCGGUGACGGCGUCGCUUCUGCAUUGUUCUUCCGAUCCGGAAUUACUGAAGGCGAUGGAAGCUUUCUGGAAAUUAGAGGAAAUCCCGUUGUCUCUAGAUCGGUGGAAUGACGAGGAGCAGAGGUGUGACGAAUUGUUUAGCCAAACGCAUUCGAGAAACGCGGAUGGUCGAUACGUAGUACGACUUCCAUUUAACUCCGGCCUUCCGGAGGCCGCUAGGGAGACGCGUGGAAUGGCGUUAGGUUCCCUCAGGUCAAUGCAUCGUCGCUUUGCGCGGGACGCGAAAUUAGCUCAAUCGUACCGAGAAUUCAUGGAGACCUAUGAGUCGCUCGGCCAUAUGGAACGAGUGCCUUCGGAGGAGAUUGCCAACGCUUCGGCUUGGUACCUGCCUCAUCACGCCGUUGAUGGUCUGUUGCGUGUAGGGGGUCGGCUCUCGCAUUCCGAGCUCCCGGCGCAACGCAAGAAUCCUCCUAUCUUGCCUCACAAGUCGGCGUUGAGCUUGUUGCUUGCCCAGCAUGCUCAUCGGACUUGCCUCCAUGGUGGUCCUACGCUUACAGCUAGCUUGUUGAUGCAGCAGGCUUGGAUACUUGGUAGGAGUCGAUUAGUUAAAUCGGUUGUGCACAAAUGUGUCGUUUGUCAACGAGUUAAACCUAGAACGGCUCAACAGCUAAUGGGCGAUCUUCCUGCUUCCAGGGUGACACCAGCUAGACCGUUUUCUGUGGCCGGUCUUGACUAUGCCGGUCCGUUCCAGAUACGCGCCGCGAAGGGACGCGGUCAGAAGGCGUAUAAGGGAUAUAUAGCGCUGUUCGUGUGCUUCGUCACACGCGCUAUCCACCUUGAAUUGGUAGGUGAUCUCAGCACCGCUUCAUUCAUAUCAGCGUUCAGGCGAUUCGUAGCUCGGCGUGGAGUCUGUCGCGCGCUCUACAGCGACAACGCGACUAACUUCCGAGGAGCGGAUACGGAGUUGAAGCGAAUGUUUGAGAGGAUGUCGGAAUUCUAUAAAGAAACUGCUUCUCUCCUAGCUCACGAGGGCACGGAAUGGACAUUCAUUCCGCCGAAUGCACCUCAUUACGGGGGGCUGUGGGAAGCUGGAGUUCGAUCCACCAAGCAUCAUCUUCGAAGGGUGAUAGGGGAGCACAUGCUCACUUUCGAGGAAUUUUCCACGUGGUUGGCUCAAGUGGAAGCUUGUCUAAAUUCUCGUCCCCUCAGUCAGCUGAGCGAGGACGUGGACGAUUUGCGUGCGCUUACUCCGAUGCAUUUCUUGAUCGGAGAAGCACCAGCGUUGCUUCCGGACGACGGUCCGCUGGAAGGGCCGGACAAUCGUCUGGAUAGAUAUCAACUGCUGCAACGGCUGUUGCACGGUUUCUGGACUCGCUGGUCGAGCGAGUAUCUCCAGCAUCUCCAAGAGAGGGGUAAAUGGAGAACUCCGGAGGAGAACAUGAAGGUAGGACAGUUAGUUCUUGUGAAAGAUGGGCGGUACCCUCCGGCCAAGUGGCCGUUGGGCCGUGUCAGAGAGGUCCAUCCGGGGCCGGAUAAUUUAGUUCGGGUGGUCACGGUGGAAACGGCCACCUCCACCUUUCGGCGACAUGUAGCCGGACUCAGCCCGUUGACAGUCGGGGAAGAACCACGUGCGGAUCGCCGCGAAUUGGCGGGUGAUCAAGCUGUAUGUUCGUCCACGGACGAAGGCGGGCGGAAUGUUCGCGGCGAAUAG